Molecule: messenger RNA, 3610 nt
Organism: [Torrubiella] hemipterigena
Lineage: Eukaryota; Fungi; Ascomycota; Sordariomycetes; Hypocreales; Clavicipitaceae
Source: the annotation of a GenBank genome assembly
CAAGAGACAGCCAACGGCCGCAAGCCCGGCGCGGCAGGUGGGGCAAGCGGUGUACGCAGGCAAAAUAUCCAAAAUUCCAAAGAAAGUUGCAACAGCAUGCUCCAGUAGCGUAAAGAACAGCCGAAUAAACCAUCGUAGCUGUGCUUGCCAUUGCGACGACAAAAAUGGGCAAGCGAACCACGAAUGAAGACGAUGGCGCUUCUGCCUACAAGAAACGCCAAAAGAUAUCUCACGAUAUCCCCACGGGCGAGGAUGUCUAUUCAGCAGACCAGCUGAGAAAGCUGCUUUCGUUCAAUCAGGACAUGCGACAAGCGAGGCAUGCUCUCCAAUCUUUCAAAAACCUACUCGAUUCCGCAGCCAAUUCGGACGACGACAGUCACGCAAAGAUCGCCAUUCUUCGACAAUAUCUUUCCGCCGUUAAGCCUCGAGACACUGGCGAGGAUGCUGUAUUUCUCGCUGAUAUUAUGGAAACUUGGUCAUUUGCUGCCCAGAUUGGUGAUGACGGAGUCAUGUCGUCAGCAGCCGUUGUGUUAGCUCUCGUGCUGCAGGUUGUUUCGCAGUCGCUCGAGCUGGUGUCCCACGGCCUCGGCAUCUGCCAAACCCUUGUGCAAGAGCGACAGCUAAAGUCGAUUUCGAGAAACCUAUCGGCCGAAAAGGGCAAAGGCUUUAUUAUAUCACCCACCCUCCGCCUUCUCCGAGAAGCCGUUUGCUUAGAUGGCGGCGCCUGCGCCAAGAAGAUCUUCCGAGCAAGACUAUCGACAUGCGCAUCCCUCGGUAGAAACCUCGAGAUUGGACCCAACAGUGACAGCCCAGAAGACUUCCGUCGAGCUUCUGUUCGAACUAAUGCGGUGCGCUUUCUUCUGAGCUGCUUCAAGUACCUCAAUUCCGACGCAAAGAAGGAACUCGUCUCGCAGCGCGAGCUUAUGUCGCACCUCACAUUCACCAUGAAGAAUGAUCCUCCUCAUGUCAUCUUCGAAAUAUUGGAAAGCUUAAAAUCAAACGUGUUUAUGGAUACAGGGAUUUCGAGAGAUGCCAAGUUCCGAAACUUCAACACCAAGAUUCUGAUGCGUUUCCUUGCUCUUUACUCUUACAACCACCCACACGCAGACGCCCAGGAUGUUGCACUAGUACCCGAAAAAGCCCACGAAUUUAUGGUCAGCAUAUGUACAAAUACCACUGCCGGUAUCCUAUACCCUUGCCACGGACUAUACCCCAAGGACACCGAGGACGAACCGCUUACCAUUGCCUCGCUUGGGCGUCCGGAGAACAUCGACGCCGACUUCUGGGGAGACCGCUUCCGAAAGAGCGUUCCUGUAUAUAACUUUGUCCUUUCAGAAGUCGCAAGUAAACUUCGCCCUUGGUCAAGCUUGAAACAUAACGAACUCCUCAUCGCUAUCUUCAAGGCAGCUCCCGAGCUCAUUGCCGACUACUUCUUCAACAACCGCGCCUUUACUUUCGAACCCAAACUUACAAUGACAUGGAUCGGUUAUGCUGCCUUCCUCUUUAACACUAUGAGCAUCCCUCUCCCUGCUUCGUUUGGCGACUCAUCUCUCUAUACCAUCAUCCCACCUCCAACACCCAUCCUUCUCGACAAUAUCAUCCCCCAACCCAUAAACCAAAAAGUCUUGAUCCGUUGUCUCACCCCGUCCUCAAACUUAACAUCUAUGUUUGCUAUGAGAAUACUGGUAUUGGCUUUGGAGAAGCUUUCCAAGGCUCUGAAGGUGCUCAGCAAACCCCAUACGACCAAGUCCGCUGUCUGGAACACUGCUUCCAGAAAGCUUACAGACGCUUUCUGCCAGCGUAUGCCGGACAUGAAGGAGGUUGUGCGCUGCUAUAAAGCAAUCCCCAAAGAAAGCUCCAUCCAUCGCACUAUUGCUAGCCGGCUGCUUCGCCUUUACUAUGAAACAGUACCUCAGAUUGCUCUGAGCGCUAAUUUCGACGUCUCGCCUUUCUUCCCCACUGUUCUCUCAAUUAUUCAGGAUGAAACAGUCGAGGCUGAGGCACGGGCAUUUGCCGGAAUGGAGCUUGAAAACCUAGUGUCCAUUGCCAGUUAUUCACCGGGUAUGCGAUGGUUUGUCAAGGUCGAUGGCCUUCAUGCAAGUGCGGCCUGCUCAACAUACACGGCCAUGUUGCGACUUCUGUGCAACAGCAGUGAAAACAUGCCAUUGCUACAGCUAAGAGCCGUCUUAUCAGAUGUUGCCAUCGAAAACCAGCUAGUAUCUGCCAAGUCUAAAUUAGUGCCAUUGAUACGCGCGCUGCGUUAUGCAGCAGCAAAAAGCGAUGCUGAUGCCACUGAAGUACUUUGGUCAUACAUGGACAAUUGUAUUAGUCGUUGUGCCACCUCCCCCAUCAAGUAUCUUGACUCUUUGGACUCUGUUAUCAAAGACGAAAAGUUACCAGAUAAUGAAGGUCUCUCUCUAUUCGUCAUGUGUCUGCUGGAGCAAAUACCAUUUGUUGCCAAAACAGCCUCGGCUUCUACGCAGAAGCAUUUGGCAACAUUUGCUUCGUUGUACUUUACAGCUUUGCAGGUUGCAGGAGAAGACGAGUUGACACUCCUAAUCAUUUUCAAACAGUUACUGGGUCAUCUUCCCGAAGUGAAGAGCACCACAUGCAAAAAGUUUGGAGAUGCCAAAAUAAUCAGCCAACUUGCUGAUUGUGGCGUCGACGACAGCUCAGCCGAUCAGCAUAUUCAGGACGACGUGGCUGAUUCCACUGUCAUGGUUACUGCUGAAAGGCUGAAGGAAAUGUUACAUGUGCCAUUCGACACUGAAGAAGACGGCUCAACGCUUCUGAAAUGGGCGACCAAGACCGUCGACGACUUGGUUGAAGAUAACUGGGUUGCAAAACUGAUCCGCCUCCUCUCCUCUGAACAUACUCACAUACGCAAAGAGGCGUUGACCAAUAUUCUCAAAAUGGCUGCGAAGAUCGAUGAAUCGUCUUACGAGGAAAAGAAACAAGUGUGGCUACUGCUGUCUGAGCUAGCCGAAUCGUCCAAGGUUCAAAUCGAUUCCGGGCCUGUACCUUCUUUCUUUGUUGCAUUUGCAACCCACGCCCUUGAGAUCCUCAAGAACCCCUUACAUCCUCUCUAUCCCAAAGUCAACACUUACCUCACUCGAAGCCCUGUCUGGCCUCUAGAGAAGCUACCGAUGGCACAUGACAUCUUGCACGGAGAGCCUUCAGAGGACGACAAAUACUACACCGAGGCUACCUGGCUGUUAACAUACUUAUUGGACGGGCUCAGAUCUCCGUAUGACUUAGGUGUCUUCCACAAGAAACGCUGGUUCGAGAAGAUCUUAGCUCUAGGCAGCAACCCAUACAUGCGGGCCAACCUUCGAACCAGAAUCCUUCGAAUUGUAUACCGCUCAACCUUGAUUGAAAGUGGAAGCACUACUUUGGUCACUAGAUUCGGCCUUUUAAGUUGGUUAGACUCCGAGCGCGUGGCAUGUGGUUCCCCAGAAGACGCUGCCGUAUAUAGUGCUUUGAUGAAGCAAGUCUGGGAGACGUGCGACCAAGCGAGGGUCUCUGUCUGGAGCAAAGGUGGAAUCACAAAGUUGAUGCAGAAGUUGGAAGUUUAGCUCUCAAUCCUGACACGAUAGACAACAGUAAAGAG